This is a messenger RNA of Fusarium oxysporum Fo47, 990 nucleotides long. RefSeq lists its product as uncharacterized. Lineage: Eukaryota; Fungi; Ascomycota; Sordariomycetes; Hypocreales; Nectriaceae. The transcript has a single exon. The coding region runs from base 1 to 990 and encodes 329 amino acids. The record is from RefSeq and is a predicted model, not a curated record.
AUGGCUCCCAACUUCAAUGAGGCAACAAAGGCUAGCGAGCUCGUGCCGUUCUAUGCCACAAAGAUCAUUGGCAAAACCAUCCUGAUCACCGGGGUCUCCACUGGUAGUUUAGGCGAGAGCUUUGUGAAGCAAGUGGCUGUUGGCAAGCCCGCAGCCUUUAUUCUCGCUGGGCGCUCUCCGGACAAGUUUCAAUCCCUGGUUGAUGACCUGGCAAGCGCACACCCAGAAAUCAAGGUCAAAUCUCUGGCGUUAGACUUGAAUUCCUUUGCUCAGGUUCGCCAAGCCGCUGAGCUUAUGAAUUCCUGGGCCGAUGUUCCACAUAUCGACGUUCUGGUCAAUAAUGCCGGGAUUAUGGCGGUGCCCUAUUGCCUGACUGAGGACGGCUUUGAAAGCCAGCUGCAGACCAAUCACCUCAGUCAUUUCCUCUUUACCAACCUUAUCAUGAAUAAGAUUCUUGCUUCUCAGGCACCCCGGAUCGUGCUUAUCAGUAGCAUGGGCCACCGGCAAGGCCACUUUCGAUGGGCGGACUACAACUUCAGCAACGGGGAGCUUUAUGACAAGUGGGCUGCAUACGGCCAGUCCAAGACGGCUGUCUCACUUACAGCUCUUGCCCUCGCUGAGAAGCUUGGCUCCAGAGGUCUCCUGUCCUUUAGUGUUUGUCCGGGCUCUGUUGGUACCAAUCUGGGCGCCCAUGCUGCAGACCAGUUCGCCGAGUUUGUAAAGAGUUUUCAGGCUGCGGAUGCUAGAAUGGGAAAUAAGUGGAUGUUCAACCAAGAAGUUCGAUACAAAAAUCUGGAUGAAGGUGCGGCAACUCACGUCUAUGCUGCGUUUGAUAGUGUACUUUCGAAGAACAACGGUGCUUUUUUGAACCAUUGUCGGCUGGCUGACCCCUUCGCACAGGAGGUCUGGCCGUGGGUAACUGACAAGGCUUCGGCGGAGAUGCUUUGGAAGCUCAGUGAGAAGCUUGUUGGCCAGGAGUUUAAAUACUGA